CAUCGCCGGUCAUAACUUCAUUCUAGAAUGGCUCGGCAGCAUGUUGAAACCAACCCACAUUUCAUUGGUCCUGAUGAAGAACUCACACCAGAGCUACGUGAUCAUCUACCUAAUGCUUUGUUGAGAUCACGACGGGAUCAUGACCAACGUCCUCCGCCGCGUGGUCCACGGGAGUUGCAACCUCCUCAAGACGAACGUCUGCACCCCAGACAUCUUCGGGACCAACGUCCCUACCCACUUGGUCCGUCUCGGCCGGCACAACAUCAUGAAGACCAACCUCACCCGCCACUUCAUGUAUGGGUGCCGCCGCCACAUCACGAAGACCAACGUCGCCAACCGCAACAUCGUCAACCCCAACAGCCGGAGCCACUAGGAAUUUGGGCGCCAAGAGCACCGGUUCAAGGUCCAGCCCCAAAAAAACAGAAACGCAGCCGGACGCGUAAGGAAGUGGGGAUGCAACCCCAGGUUCAAGACCAACAUCCUCGUGCGUCAUUGAUACAGCAGGAGGGUGAAAGCACCCGAGGGUCAAUGACACCGAAACCUGAGGGCCAGCAACCCCAUGAACAUCGGCCCCACUCAAGUAUUUUUCUUCCGCGAGUCCGUCGAACCAAACCUGUAACAUGGUUUGCAGCAGCUUUCUGUAUAAUUUUUUGGCUUGCCGUAAUAAUAGGAGGCUUAAUUGUUCUGGUGGUCUAUCUCGUCUUUCGACCACGUAGUCCACGCUUUGAUGUUACUAGCGUCACCCUGAAUGCAGCCUAUCUCGACAUGGGUUAUCUGCUAAAUGCUGAUCUUACCAUGCUUGCAAACUUCACAAAUCCAAACAAGAAGGUGCGCGUGGAUUUCAGUUCCAUGUACCUUGAUCUUUACUUCGAGAAUACCCGGAUUGCUACUCAAUACAUCGAACCUUUCUCCGCAGCAAGACGUCAGUCCAUGUUUGCAAAUAUUCAUAUGGUAACCAGUCAGGUUAGGCUUUCAGUGAAAGAAACUCUGCUGCUUCAAAAGCAGAUUCAGAACAACCGAGUCAUGUUUACAGUCAAGGGGGAGUUUCGAGCGCGAUCCAAUUUCGGAAGCGUCUGGAGUUACUCGUAUUGGUUGCAUGGCCGUUGUAGCAUCAUGGUGUCCAGCCCUCCAACCGGGGUCUUAAGAGAUAAAAGAUGCAGAACCAAACAGUGAGGAUAAAUCAUUUCCAUUGUCAUUAUUUUCUUCUUUUAGUUUUGCUUCAAAACUUUCUAAUAAUAUCAGAAAUUAAUUUUGUACUUGUUUCAAAACGAAACACUUCCGUUUCAUAUAUAUCAUACUCAAUUUUGCAAAUUUAAGAAGAAAUCAACCCCAUUGGUCAACUCUCUUUUUCUUAGUCUCAUCCACAUUUCUUUUUUAAUUCCAUUCUCCAUCUCCCAUACAAUUUAAGACGGAACAUCUUCUACAAGGAUCAGGGGAGAAUGCCUUUCCAACAAAAAACUACAGAAACCCAAGAAUCCUGGUCCGCCCUUUUCUCUAUUAGCUAAUACAAAGCUAACAAAAAACUAUAGAGACCCAAGAAUCCCGGUCCGCCCUUUUCUCUAUUAAAGGAGUCACGCAGAAUUCAUCACCAACCACAUAGCCCUCUUGCCUAAGCCUGGACCAAAUCUACACAAUUUGAGCAAGCAAUAUAAAAACCAGCGUUGAAGAAAAAUACUAAAAAAUAAAAAAUAAAAAAA
This is a messenger RNA of Theobroma umbraticum, 1697 nucleotides long. RefSeq lists its product as uncharacterized. Gene Ontology annotation, cellular component: plasma membrane. NCBI's taxonomy places the organism in Eukaryota, Viridiplantae, Streptophyta, Magnoliopsida, Malvales, Malvaceae. Gene Ontology annotation, biological process: defense response to other organism. The record is from RefSeq and is a predicted model, not a curated record.